Molecule: messenger RNA, 8485 nt
Organism: Mytilus trossulus (common blue mussel)
Lineage: Eukaryota; Metazoa; Mollusca; Bivalvia; Mytilida; Mytilidae
Product: unconventional myosin-Ia-like
Exons: 31
Coding region: 210-3479 (1089 amino acids)
Biological process (GO): actin filament organization; vesicle transport along actin filament
Cellular component (GO): vesicle; actin cytoskeleton; myosin complex
Molecular function (GO): actin filament binding; microfilament motor activity; ATP binding
Source: RefSeq, a predicted model, not a curated record
CUAUGCUGUAUUUUAUAUCAACCCUUAUGUGUAAAUGUCAUAGUAGUAUAGUUUCUUUUGUUGAUAUUCGGGGAAGAAUUAUCACUCUAUUGAAAGCCUUCCAAAGUCAAUAUGUACAAAACAUGUCUUACAGGACACGUUUAAUCUGGAUUUUAAACAUUGGAUAACUUUAGCCACACGUUAGAAGGUGUUAGUGGUCAUGUGACAGAAUGGCCCUUCACCAAGGAACUCUUGCCAUAUUUGAAAAUAAUGUAGGCGUUAGUGAUGCUGUUCUACUUCAUCCAUUGACAGAGGAAAACUUCAUCCAAAAUCUCACAGACAGAUUUAACCAUGACCAGAUUUAUACCUACAUUGGAAAUGUGGUGGUGUCGGUCAACCCCUACAAACCAGUGGAGCUGUACACACAUGACAUCAUUGAUGAAUAUCGCAAUAGGAACAUGUAUGAGUUGCCUCCUCACAUCUAUGCCAUCACAGAUGGAGCUUACAGAUCUAUGAGAGACAGAAACUCCGACCAAUGCAUCAUAAUCAGUGGGGAAAGUGGAGCUGGCAAGACAGAGGCCAGCAAGGUUAUAAUGCAAUAUGUUGCUGAGGUGUCUGGAAAAGGACAAGAUAUAGACAGGGUCAAAGAGCAACUGUUACAAUCAAAUCCAGUCUUGGAAGCUUUUGGGAAUGCAAAGACAAACAGAAACGACAACUCUUCAAGAUUUGGGAAGUAUAUGGACAUUGAGUUUGAUUAUAAAGGAGAUCCACUAGGUGGAGUCAUUACUAACUAUUUACUGGAAAAGUCACGGGUAGCCUUCCAAAUGAAAGGAGAAAGAAAUUUCCAUGUGUUCUAUCAGCUGUUACGAGGUGCUGACAAAGAGUUACUCGAUGCAUUAAAACUAUCGUCAGAUCCUGAAUCGUAUGUGUUUUUAAAACAGAGUGGCUGUGUAGAUGUUGACACGGUAGAUGAUGACCAUAGCUUUAGUGUGAUUAAGAAUGGUAUGAAUGUGAUUGGUUUUAAACCAGAAGAAGUAACAAUGACAUUCCAAUUAGUUGCCAGUAUACUGAAACUGGGAAAUGUUAUAUUUCAAGCUAAAAGUAACAAGGAUGGAACUGAUGGCUGUGAACUACCUAAUAUGUCAGAAAUCAGUGAUGUCUGUGAGAUGUUAGGAUGUUCAACAGAACUGAUGUGUGAAGCUUUGACCACACGUACUGUAGAGGCUAAAGGUGAUAAGGUCAAGAGAGAUUUAGAGGUUGCUGAGGCAAUAUAUGCAAGAGAUGCUUUAUGUAAAGCUAUUUAUAGCCGAUUAUUCUCAUGGCUAGUAUCCAGGAUAAAUGACAGUAUAAAAGUGAAGUCCAAACAGAAAACCAAAGCAAUGGGAGUGUUAGAUAUUUAUGGUUUUGAAGUAUUUAAGACAAAUGGAUAUGAACAGUUUAUAAUUAAUUACUGCAAUGAGAAGUUACAACAAAUAUUUAUAGAGAGAACAUUAAAAGAAGAACAAGAGGAGUACGUGAAGGAGGGAAUAGAGUGGAUACAUGUAGAGUAUUUUAAUAAUGCUGUCAUCUGUGAUCUGAUAGAAAAGAACCAGAUGAAAAGCCAAGAUCAAGAUCCUAACACUGGUAUAUUAGCCAUGUUAGAUGAAGAGUGUAUGAGACCUGGGAACGUUACAGAUAUGACAUUCCUGGAGAAAAUGAAUGUCAGCUGUGCUACACACCCUCAUUAUGAGAGCAGAGGAUGUCGAAAAAAUCAGUCGGACAAAACUUUAGAUAUUGAUGUGUUCAGAUUAAAACAUUUUGCUGGAAGUGUUGUUUACAAAGUGAAUGGUUUUAUUGACAAAAACAAUGAUCUCCUGUUUAGAGAUUUGUCUCAAGCCAUGUUCAAGUGUAAACAUAAAUUACUGCCAAGCUUUUUCCCUGAGGGAGACCCAAAGCUCAAAUCCAGAAAAAGACCUCCAACAGCAGGGUCACAGUUCAAGGCUUCAGUGACAGAAUUAAUGGACAAUUUACUAACAAAGAGUCCCAACUAUAUUAGAUGCAUCAAGCCAAAUGAUUUUAAGAAAAGCGGGCAGCUUGAUUUGAAGCUUGUGGAACAUCAAGUCAGAUAUUUAGGGUUAAUGGAAAAUGUACGAGUAAGAAGAGCAGGUUAUGCAUUCCGUCAAAUUUAUGAACAAUUUUUAUUUCGCUACAAAAUGUUGGCUCCUGAGACUUGGCCUUCAUGGCAUGGUGCUCCAAAAGAAGGAGUCAGAUUAAUAUUGGUAGCUCAAGAUGUUCCUGUUGAUGAAUAUGCCUUUGGUAAAACAAAAAUAUUCAUACAGAAUCCAAAACUGCUAUUUGACAUUGAAGAAAGGAGACGUCAGAAAAUGCAUGAUUUGGCUACAAUGGUACAAAAAAUAUAUAAAGGCUGGAAGCAGAGAACUUACUAUCGGCUUAUGAAGAAAAGUCAAGUUAUAAUUUCCUGUCGAUUCAGAGGAUUCUGGGCUAAGAAACAGUAUCAAAGAACAAAAGCAGCAAGUCUGGUGCUACAAUGCUAUAUUAGAGGAUGGAAGGCACGCGUGUUACUGAGAAAGCUAAAGAGAGAGAAGCUGGAAUUGUGGGCGGUUGGUGUCAUUCAUAAAUAUCACAAUGGAUGGAAAGUUAGGAAAGAAUACAGACGUAAAUUUAAAUCUAUAGCUGGACCAAAGAUUGUUAAAUUCUUGAGGGUAGCAUUGAAGAAACGGUUCCUGUUACGUGUUAAGUCUGGCCUGCCGUCAAUGUCACCGUUGGAGAAAACUUGGCCAAAGUGUUCACCUUUAUUCUCAACAACAUCUGAUCAGUUACGAGAUAUUCACCAUAAAUGGAGGUGUAUGAAGUAUAGACAGAGAUUUGAUGAGGCUGAGAGGUACAAGAUGAGGGAAAAACUUACUGCCAGCAAACUGUUUAAAGAUAGGAAACCUACUUAUAGUCAAACUGUACCAGUGCCUUACAAGGGAGACUAUCAAAAUAUUCGACAAAAUCCACAAUGGCAGAAAAUGGCAGAUAAAAUUCAAGAUCAUCAUAUUAUAUUCUCUCACUUAGUGAAGAAAAUCCACAGGGCUAAUGGAAAGCUUGUAGACCAAUUACUAGUAAUGACAACAAGAUUCAUGCAUUUCCUUGACCACAGAACGAUGAUGAUAAAAUACAUGAUACCUCUCUCAGAAGUACAAAGAAUCUCAGUCAGUCCCUUCAAGGAUUGUGUCAUAGCUAUUCAUAUACAGAAGCAACAGAAUGGAGACUUGUGGAGUAAGAAAGGAGACUAUGUAUUUUUGUGUGAUCAUUUGAUAGAACUUGUAGCAAAGUCAUAUUUAGCCAUUGAAAAUUCAUCAUCAAAACCACCAGAAGUUCAGAUACAAAAUUCAAUCCCUGCAUUGUUUGGUGGAUCAGAAGUAGAGAUCACAUUUACAGAAGGAAUGAAAGAUCUGCCAUCUGGGACAGUCAAAGCAGCCAGGAAAAAACAUAAUCUUACUAUAAUGGUGCAGUGAUCAUUGUUAUACCUAGUUAUAACAAAUAGUUAUAGAUACACAUAGGACAAAUCAUUGUCAUGUUAUCACAAAUAGGUACACAUGGGACGAAUCAUUAUCAUGGAAACCUAAGUGUGCAGUCUUAAUUGAAGUACCCUAACCCACACAUCUUAUCAUACUUUAUCAGUAAGACGAGGUAUAAUUUAUGGACAGCUGCAAAUAUUUCUAUGGAAAGUACAGCAGAAUUUAAAAAGGACAGAACAGACAAACUGUGCAAGGCAAUAUUGUUUAAUAAUUAUACUAACAUUUUUCAUUAUAUAAUAUUGUUUGAAAAACAAUAAUAUUAUAGAUAUAGCUCACUUUUUUUUAUUCUAAUUCAACUGCUAUUUUAUCUAAUGUUUUAAAAGAAGUUUUAUUUUUGUACUUUUCAAUUUUCAAAAUUUAUUUAUUUUGCAUUAAUUUUUACAGUAAAUAAGUAUUACCCUGAAAUGAGAAUUUCCCCUCUUAUAACUGUUAACAUACAUCUUUAAUGAAUAACAGUCAGUCCCUAAGAGAUCCUUUGAAGAGAUUUCCCCCAAUCAAUCGAGUAUAUAAAAAGACUUACACCUUAUAGUUAGAUACACAUAUUAUACCUAAUCUUAUUUAGAUACACAUAUUAUACCUAAUCUUAUUUUAUAUUAAUAGACAAUCCUUUAUUGGGCAGCAUCAGAAAAAGCCUUUCAGGGAAAUACCUCAUACCUAGAUUAUUUUUAUUUUUAGUGGAAUGAAAAAAGUAAUAAAUCUUGAGUUUUGCUCAUUGUUAAAGGCCUUACGGUACCCUGUAAUUUCCUGAAUUCAUGUCUUUUGUUCUCUAGUAGGUAGUCAUUUCAUUGGCAAUCAUAACACAUCUCCAUAUUUAUGUACUUAUUAUAGAUAUUUUAUUCUAGAGAGAUUUCAAAUUUAAUAUUAUUUAUGUUAAAUCUGUGUGAUAAAGUUUGUUCACCAAAUAUUUUAACAAUCACUUUUAAUUUCAAGAUUAAUUGAGUAAUGAUUUAUCUCCCCUUUAUAUACAUUACUUUUUGAAGAUAGUUGCUCAUGGUGAAUUGUGGGAAAUUCUGAACCAAUUUGUUGUCUUUCUUUUUGCAUAUUUGCCUUACAUUUUUUCAGGGUUAUUUAUUAUGCAAACACUGCACAGACAAGAGCCUGAGUUUUACUAUUUUAGAUAGGAAAGUAACCACAAAUAAUACAGUAAUACAUGCAAUCUAUCUGUAAACGGUACGAUAAAAUGUUUUAUGCAUUUUUUUCCACACAGAUUUCAAAAAUUAAAUCAUAAGCUGGUUAUAUAGUGACACCAUUUUUUAGAAAGUAACCAUUUCAAUGUCAUGUACUAUAUUUGUUGAAUCUAGUGUUGUUGAAGAGAAAUUUAUGGAGUUUUUGCAUCAAACAAACUUUCACCUCAGAAUGCGAUGUAUUUUCAUUCUAACUAGGUCAUCCAGUCUUUUGUUAAAAAAAAAUGAAUAUCAAAAAUUUCUGAGAUAUAUGAAAUGUUCCUGAUUUUGCUUUACUAUUUUUUCAUAUGAUUAACAAUUCCUGACAACCUUCUUCUAUUAAAGAUAUUUAUAUUUGUUUUAUUAUAUGUUGUUAAGAUCAAGUGUUCACCAAAGAUUUUAUAUCCUCAUGUUAUCAAUGUAGUUGUAAGAUUUGUAAUAUUUUAUAUUUUGCUUUAAAAUCAUAUACAUGUAUGUUAUAGCUGUUAAUGUUGUGUUAAAUGUUAUAUUGUAUGUGUUUAGAAUUUAUCUUGUCUUUCAUAUAAAUAUACAGUGAUGUUUUUUUAAAACUAUAUUGCAAUGCCUAUGGGAACUGUUGUCACAUAAAAAUUAAUUAAUGUCAAUAAUUUUAUGGCAUUGUUUUUAUUUGAUGAACCACUUGCACGUCAAAAACUAAAUCUUAUCAUAUUAUUACUUAUCCAUCAUACAGUACGUAGAAAAUAGAUAUUUGAUUAAUAACUAAUUUUUUGAAGUGGUUAUUUUAAAUUAAGUUGAGACAUUAUACCUUUGUAUUUUAAUCGUCUCGGUUAUUGACGGACAUUUCACAUUAAAUCAGAAGUUUCCAUGAUUAUUUGUAUAUUUAUAUUUUUAUAUAUAGAAGCAUUUUGUGUAUGCUUCGUGAUAUUAUUUUAAUCAAAAUUGGUGAUCUUAUUCAUUCGUAACCAAUUAUUUAGUUUGACUUAUUUUAUUCUUAGAUAACUGACCAUUUUAUAUACUUGUGUUAAAAUAGUAACAGGAAGAACAUUUGUUUAUUUUUCUAUGUCUUAUUUGUUUUAUUCAGUAAAACAAGUUUUAUAUCAAAAGUACAGUUUUAAUAUAGACAGUUGUGUGAAAUAAGUGUCUGACUUGAAAUUUAGAAUGUAGUGUAGUUAGUUUUGUCUCUAGUCUUAAGCUAGUCAUGUAUGUGUACUCGUAAUCAGAGUGUUUGAUGUACAAAAGAUGUACAUAAUAGGAACUCCAAACCAAACUUAAAUGUUUUUAGGAUAAAUACUUACAAGAUUGAGUUAUAGACAUAAUAAAUAGUGAUCUAGCUGACUUGAGUGCCUUAAUAUUCCAUAAUCAGAAAAUAAUCCUCAUUCUUAUACAAAUUAGUCAUCCUCACAAUGUAAUAACUGCGUGAGAUCUUUAUUACUGACUUUUUAGAGAAUUUAGAUGAAAAUAAAAGUGAGUAUAAAGAAAUCACUGAAAGUUAAGAAUGAUCAUAUUUGAAUGAAUUAAAGAUGUGAUAAAUAUCUGCACUAUCUCCUUAAUUUUCAUAUACUUAAAAAGCAGUUAACAACUUGUUUUUAGUCAUUGAGUUAUGGAUUGAACUUGCCAACUCUUCACUGGAGGCUAACAUGCUUUUUCAAGACAAUUCAGGCAAUUUCAAAUCAAAAAGAAUUUAUAUUAAUUUUUUUACACAUUUUAUAUCUCGAGUUUCUCAAUACAAAGUAUACUUUUGUACAUUAGACAUCUUUAAUGUGAUAAUCAGAAUGGGGCUUGUUUGGUUAAUGUAGAUAAUGUUUGAACUCUUAACCAUGUGGAUGCCUUAAUAUUACGGCCUCUAAGGCUCUAUCCAAAAUAUAGUUUAGGAGUGGUGGACUUUACUUUAGGCCCAAUCAGUACAGAGAUUCGAAACUUACACAAACAAUUUUAACUUGGGAGAAUUACAAAUGUACUACUAAAUAUGAUACCUAUCAGUAUCACAAGGUCUUGCUGGUCUGGAAUUAGUUUAAAAAUUAUCAAAAUUGACAUUGCUUUGCACUAGAUUGCUAAUUUUGGGGGAGCAAAACAAUUUCAGAAUGGUAAAGACUUUUAAAGUGUCAUGUUCAUUUUUUUUUAGAAAUCCAUUUAUAUUUUAUUUGUUCUGUUUUUUAUAGAAUUUACUCUUAUGACACAAUAUUUAUAAAUAUGACACUUGUGUUUUUACUAAAAGCAUAUUAUUACUGAAAUAGACUUUCAACACUCUGUUUCUUUGAAAGAAAUUAAUCACAAAACUUUGCAGUAAACUUUGUCUUUAUAAAAUGAAUGUUUUAUCUCUCAUGCAGCUUCCUCCACAAAUAAAAACUGGCUGCCACAUUGAAGUAGAUUAUGCUGAAAUCAAAAUUCUUAUUUUUAGGGUAUAUAUGUCAACUAUGGCCUUUGAAGUUGGAUGUUAUAAUAUGCAUGUACUGAUUUCCAAUGAAUUAAAUUGGCAAAAAUUUUCAAACAAAAUUUAUCAAUAAAGACAUCAGAUUUGUCAUCUAAGAAUUACAUGUAUGUGACCUUAACCUCUAAAAUUAAACAAUUGCAGGUAUGUCUAUUAAUAAUUUACAGGUACCUUGUAGAUAUUAAAAUCUAUUAAAACCUAAAUGCCAAUAUGACUAAAACCAUUAAUUAACUCCAUAGAAGAGUUAUUGUCAUUUAUAAUCAUUUGUUAAACCUUUGAAGAUUUUGGAUAUUAUAUUAAAAGGAAGAAUGAAAAGAGAAAAACUGUAAAUAUUUUUUUUCUUCAACAAAAUGCUAUAUUUUUGCCAGGUAAGCACUUUGACGCCUUAAUUUGCAUCACAUAAGCCAAAUGUAACUGUUGUAACCAUACUGAACCAAGCUUUUGCUUUAUUUACGUUGUUGUGCAUCUGGCUAGAUUUAACCAUAUUAGUAUUUAUAGGUUGUUGUAUAUUUCUUUAAAAAGCUUUUAAAUGUUGUUAUUAUCUAUAACAUGUUGUUGCUGUUGUUGUUAUAAGAAUUUUGUAUUUUAAUAUUGUUAUACUUCCAAAAAUACAGUUCCAGAAACCUUUAUGUUAUUGCAAUCAAAGUUGAACUUCAAUCAGGAUGCUCAGUUUUUUUACCAUUUCUGUUCUUGAUACAAAUUAUACUUUCUAUGAAUUGGACAAUCUGUGAUGACAAAUGCGAUACUAAUUAUAAGUUACAUUAUUUUUCAUCUACAGGUUGUUUUUGCCUUACUUAAAUGAUACAGAUAUUUACAAUGAAAUAUGUGUUUAAUUGUUUAUAUAUAUUACUAUUAUUUAAUGAACUUUGUCUCAAUCUGAAUCUGUAAACAUUAUCAAACCUUAGUUUUAGUUGGGACCAUUGUAGCUCUGUGUAUCAUUAUCAGUGACAUUACAUUUUAUAAGCAUGGUCUGAGGAAGUCUGUUUAACUCAAAAUGCAACUUAACACAUUUAAUUUUUACACAUUAAAACUCUAUAACACAAGUUUUUGUUUGUUAAAAAGUAUACAUUUUAUCAUUUGGAAUUUUCCAGUUCUGAACUAUGAAUUAAAAGUUUUAAUUUGGCAAUAAAAUCACAUAUGAAAUUGUACUUAAAACUGCAAUAAUUCUUUAAGGAACUUAUGACUUUCUUCAGUAAAUUACGAGAUAUUUCUAGACUGGUCAGUGAGCUGAUGGUCUUUUCUUUAAUUAAGGACACAUUAAUGUUAUGUAUAAAGUGCUUGUUAUAUCAUUUAUUGUAUUUGUUGUGAUAUAUGGAACGCUUUUUAAAUAGGUUAUUAUACAUGGAUAUUAAAGUUUGAUACAAAACAAGAAA